AUGGCGGUAAUUGACUCAUGCAGUUCUAUUUUGGCUUUUAAUAUGCAUAAUGAUCAAUAUUUUCCUCUUAUGAAAUCCGAUUUAAGUCUUUGUGAGACCAUAAAGGUCGGGGAAUUUCUUUGUGCCAACAUCCGCAUACGAUACAAUGUUGGUUCCGAAGCAUGUGCGUGUGAAAUCAACCUAUUAAACAACAACACAACACCAAACUGUCGGUUGAAACACACUGUCAACACUCUGACUUGGAUUCCCUUGAAUCACAAAAAUCAAUGGAUUUAUGCGACAUCAACAUCUUCACGAGCAACUGCAGUAUGUAAUAAGGAAAUCAUACCACUAAAUAUAAAAGGUUCAGGCUUAUUGACGAUCGAUCCAGACUGCGUGCUUAAAAAUAACUUCGUUUCCGUGCAAGGACAACAAAUAAUUGCAAGCACGUCAAGAUAUUCAUACAGUAGUCUUGGUAAAAUCUUCGAAUUAAGGCUACAAUCCCCUAUGAAGACAUCAGAUGCUUACAGCAGCAACAGUACACUGUCAACAUUAUGCUACAACCAAUACGAUCAACAGCUGAAAGAGCUCACAGUAUUGCAGAAGGUUUUGCAGUCUUUCCAGAUAAAUGAUCUUCCAAAUCAAUUUCAGUCACAAAAGUACCACAGCUUCACCAUAGCUUACGCAGCACUCGUUAUAAGUGUGACAUUAAUCAUUAUCAUGAUGAAGAAGAAAUUGCAGAAAAAACCGGUAAACCCAAUUGAAGCUCCAUCCGAUAAAGAAGCCACCCGCACGACACCUGCACCCAUGCCACGUCGACAGUCACGAGAAUUCGUCGUUGACAUAUAG
Teleopsis dalmanni is the source of this 828-nucleotide messenger RNA. RefSeq lists its product as uncharacterized. NCBI's taxonomy places the organism in Eukaryota, Metazoa, Arthropoda, Insecta, Diptera, Diopsidae. The coding region runs from base 1 to 828 and encodes 275 amino acids. The record is from RefSeq and is a predicted model, not a curated record. The transcript has a single exon.